AUGAGCGCAUCCAGAGCAGGACGAAGCGCCCUGAAAGCGGCCAAAGGCCCAACUGCCGCUCCAUCGCGAACCGCCAAAAAGCCAAACCCUGGCGCAGCAUCAUCGCGACACACAAGUCCGCCGCUACCCAAGCGAGCAAAUCCACAUCUAUUGAAUCUCAAUGCCGCGCCAGGGACCCAGGCGACUCAUCGCGUGCCCCCAAGGGCAAUGACCAUACUUGGCGUCAGCGUACUCGCCAUGAGCACCUACUGCGGGUAUCUAUACACCUCGUACCGCCGCGAAGUCGCGCAGGCCCAGUCUAUGGCUGUCCCAGAGGACGUAUCAGACCGGUAUAACCAUACCGCGGGGACAUUCGACGCCGACGUCGAGAUGUCGGAGAAACUAAUGCGCUUGGGCGCGAAACGCCGCGAGCUUGUACAGCGGGCGAGAGGGGAUGUGCUGGAGGUUAGUUGCGGGACAGGCAGGAAUCUGGAGUACUACGAGCUGGGUGAGAAGAGGAUGGUCGAUGAGAAGGGUCGAGCCGGGGUGCGAGGGUGCCGGUCUGUUACGUUUGUGGACUUGAGCCCGGAGAUGGUUGCGAUGACGAGGACGAAGUUUGAGAAGUUGCAUCCUGGGUUUGCUGGGACGGGGAGGGUUGAGUUUCGGGCGCAGGACGCGAGGGAUGUCCCUCCUCCCCCUCGACCGCAUGCCCAGGGGCAAGGGGGCCAGGGUGGGUAUUAUGAUACUAUUGUGCAAACUAUGGGACUGUGCUCGAUGCCGGACCCUGCGGGGGCCUUGAAACAUUUGGGGACGAUCACAGAACCGCAGCAGGGCCGCAUAUUGCUGAUAGAGCAUGGUCGGUCCCAUUACGACUGGCUGAAUCGCGUGUUGGAUAACCUGGCUCCUGCGCAUGCGGACCGGCAUGGGUGCUGGUGGAACCGGGAUAUUGGACAGAUUGUUCAAGCCAGUGGGUUGGAGGUUGUUGAGGAGCAGCGAUGGCAUUUUGGAACAACGUGGAGAUAUGUUUUGCGGCCAAGGCGUCAGUAG
Messenger RNA from Aspergillus puulaauensis, 1026 nucleotides. Its product is annotated as class I SAM-dependent methyltransferase. The transcript is spliced from 2 exons. Lineage: Eukaryota; Fungi; Ascomycota; Eurotiomycetes; Eurotiales; Aspergillaceae. The record is from RefSeq and is a predicted model, not a curated record. Bases 1 to 1026 code for a protein of 341 amino acids.